AGUCAUCAUACGAAUAUUCCGAGGGAAAGACGUGCAAUUCACCAACUUUGCGAUAUUCUAAACUAACAACAACUAAAGUGGCAAUAUAACUUAUUUACUAAAUAACCGAUCCGUCCACUUGAAUAUUGUCGCGGGUGCCCCCGGUAUUUUUAUUAAGUAUUUACCGGUGAACUUUCUCCAUCACAAUGUUUUCAGGAUUUGCAUCUUCUUUGAGAAAUUUUGGAAAUCGAGUAGCAUCGAUUUUCGAAAAAAAGAAGAAAGAAGUAGCUGAAGAGGCAGAAGAAACGGAAAAUAAAGCAAAAGAAGUUCUUGAAGAGCAACUUACAAAAACCGGGGAAGUAAUAAAAGAAACUAAAGAAAAUUUGGAAAAGAAAGCGGCAGAAGCAGCCGAAGAAUCCAAAAAAGCAGCAACUGACACGUUAAACGAAGAAUUAAAGAAGACUGGACAGGUUAUAGACGAGAAGUUACACGAAGCUGGUAAAGUGGUCGACCAGAAAAUACACGAAACGGGCCAAUUCAUCGACAACAAAAAAGGAGAAGUGGCGCACAAACUGGACGAAACGAAACAAAAAGUGCAAAGUGAUGUCAGACAAGCCCAACAAUUUGUUGGUAAUAAACAAGCGGAAAUCGCAAGGACUGUGGAUAACACGAGGCAUCAAGUACAGGAGGGUGUCAACCAAGCCCAUCAGUUCGUCGACAAUAAGAAGGCAGAAAUCGCUAAAACGGUUGACUACACAAAGCAUCAAGUUCAAGAUGGCGUCACUCAAGCUCAACAAUAUGUAGAUAACAAAAAAGCAGAAGCAGCAAAAACAAUUGAUCACACAAAGCAUCAAGUUCAAGACGGUGUCAAUCAGGCUCACCAAUAUGUCGACCACAAGAAAACGGAAUUAGCAAGUAAAAUCGACAACACCAAGCAGGUCGUGGAGAAUGACAUAAACCAAACUCGUCAAUUUAUAGACAACAAAGCUACCGAUACCGCACGAAACAUCGACAACAAAAAAUCAGAAAUAGCAAAAACCCUUGAUAACACCAAGCACCAAAUUGAAGGAACCUUACACCAAACAGGCCAAUAUAUUGAUAAUAAGACGACCGAAACCGAAAAAAAUAUCGGCCAGUACAUCGAUUCCACGCGUGAUUCAGUGGGCCAAAAAUUGAACGAUACCAACCAGUAUUUGGACUCUAAACGAGAACAGAUUAAACAAGGGAUGGAAGAAGCCAACAGAAGAGCCCAAGAAGAUAGUAGCGAAAUCGCACAAUUAUCCCACGCUUUGUUAACCAAAGGACUUAUUUCAAAAUAAAGAAUUGGCACAACAAAAACAACGUGAUUCUCACUAAUAUAACAACACAUAGCUUUUUUAUUAUUGUAUAAGUCUUUUGCGCUAAAUGUAGGCCGUACUUUCAUUCUUUACUUAUUUAAAAAAAAAAAACAAAAGC
Agrilus planipennis (emerald ash borer) is the source of this 1434-nucleotide messenger RNA. RefSeq names its product tropomyosin alpha-4 chain. The coding region runs from base 186 to 1298 and encodes 370 amino acids. NCBI's taxonomy places the organism in Eukaryota, Metazoa, Arthropoda, Insecta, Coleoptera, Buprestidae. The record is from RefSeq and is a predicted model, not a curated record. The transcript is spliced from 4 exons.